This is a messenger RNA of Frankliniella occidentalis (western flower thrips), 4272 nucleotides long. RefSeq names its product zinc finger protein 133. Lineage: Eukaryota; Metazoa; Arthropoda; Insecta; Thysanoptera; Thripidae. Gene Ontology annotation, cellular component: nucleus. The transcript has 8 exons. The record is from RefSeq and is a predicted model, not a curated record. Gene Ontology annotation, molecular function: zinc ion binding. The coding region runs from base 118 to 1944 and encodes 608 amino acids.
UGACAAGAUAAAGCGACAUCAAUCAACAUGGCGACUGCAAUUAAGCUCUAAGAAGGCACCCUCACUCUGUUAGAAUCGCAAGCACUUAUCUAGUUAAUUUUGCUCAAAGAUUUAAAAAUGUCUAUUCAAUCGCCGACCCACGAAAAUGAGGAAUUAGGAGAAGAACCAUUGCUUGAAGACCCCUUGGACACCAAAGAAAAAUGUCGUCUAUGUUUGAAGGCGGACGAUGUGUUGAUACCCGUGCAAACUGGUGAAAAUUCUGUGGAAGCUGUUAGCGCCGUGGCGUUGAAAAUAGACAUCCUCACAACCGUGAAGGUUGCACCCUCAGACAAGAUUUGCACAGCUUGCCGCCUGAAAGUAAAAAGAUUUUACUCAUUUCGCAUCAUGUGUUUACGGUCAGAUGCUAGAAUACGGGAUGAGAGAUUGAGAAAAGGUGUUACAAUAUCUCGGGCAGAGCCCGCUGAAUCAGUCCGUAGUUACAAAAGAGUCAAGCGUGACUUCUCUGAAAUGCAGAGAUCAUCAGUUAGUGAUGCCCUGAGCAUUACACCUGUGACAAAGUAUGCUAACGGAAGCUCAUCUUUUAUUGAGAGCAAGUUAGGGCCAGGCCUCACAAUUUCUGCAGUACCAAUCAAACAGGAAGCAGAUACCAAUGAAAAUGGGUCAAACUGGGAACAUGAAGUUGACACUCUCGUAGACAAUGGUGACAAUAUGAAAUCAGAGUAUGAUGAUGGAAAUGGAGAAGAUUGCAAUGAAUCACCAGGAGAUGAGACAGAAAAUUUAGAGGUUCAAAUAGACCCUUUUAUGUUAAUGGGUGAUGACACAUCAGAACCAGAUCUUCAUGCACAUGCCAACUCGGCUGUCAAUGUCCGGGGGCAUAUUCUGUAUCCUGUUCUGGGCGACAACACUCAACUUCCCCCACUUCAACCUGGACCGCAUCGGCGUGGACCACUUGCAGGCAAAAAUUCAAGGGAUCGUGAAAGAGCUCUUGAACUCAUCAAACAGAUGACAGCAGUUAGGACAAAAACAGCAGCAGCAGCAUCAAGCCUUGAUGGUUCUUUCCUUGAUAAGCCUUUCAAGUGUGAUGUUUGCCCAGAAAGCUUUUCAUAUUACAAGAGCUUUAUCAAACACAAACAGCGUCACACUGGGGAAUUGCAGCCACUAAAAUGUGAAUUUUGUCCUGACGUUUUUCAAACUAGUAGACAGCUUCAAAACCAUCUGAAACAUCAUAAUAUAGAGAAAGCCUUCCCAUGUGACCAGUGUGAGCGUUCUUUCCCAACAAAGGAGCGUUUGAGUUCUCAUUACACAUUACACACUGGAAACAAGCCGUAUGAGUGUGAGAUUUGUAACAAAUCAUUUGCUUACAAAAGUAGCUAUGGAUUGCAUAUCAGAAAGCAACAUGGAGAGCAACCCCUUAAAUCACAAAGCUUUAAAUGUGACAAGUGUAAUCUGGAAUUCGAUAUAUUUGUUGAUUUUAAACGUCAUUUAAGUACACAUCAAGGAGAGAAACCAUUUACUUGUAAUGUUUGUGAAAAAGCAUUUGCCUCUAAGUCAAUCUUAAAUGUUCACUCUCGAAUUCAUAAUGGCACUAAACCAUACAGGUGUGAUAUAUGUGGCCAAGCUUUUACUCAGAAGCAAUCCCUAGAUUACCACAUGCGAAGGCACAAUGUUGAAAACCCUUUCAAGUGUGAUGUUUGUGGAAUAUCAUUCCAGCGUCGAUAUUUCUUAGAAAAACACAAAGAAAAUCAUCAUGGAGGGUCAUCGUCAGGUCAACAAGAUGACGUAAUACUCAUGGGCCAUGAUGAAGAAAUAGAUAAUCGAAGACAAAUGGACGAAGAGGAUGAUGCUGAUAGUGACCCACUUAAAUUAGAAAUUGAUGAAUCAUCAGAGAAUCAUGAAGAGCCUGAUAAUUUCUCAAUGAAGGCUGGAUUAGAACUGGCUCAGUAAAAAUCUAGUGAGAACUUUUGUAUCUAUACUUUUGUUCUAUAUAUGUGAAAGGUAGUGUGUUAAGGAUUACCACACAUGCAUCUAAAUUUAGAUAAUUUGAGUCAAGUAAUUGAAUAAGUUUGUGCAAAUGUAUUUGAGGCUGUUUGACACAGAACCUGAUUUAAGCUUGAAAUAGAUAUCAGUUUUUAUCUAUCUUCGAAUUAAUUACACUAUAUUGAUCAAUAUUAUUUUCAAUUGUUGUGCAAUCCCCCUUUUUUUAUAGUUAAGUUAUCAUUUCUCUGUCAAUAACUGCUUGCAGUAUGUAGACUUAUCCUCCAGUCUAUCUUACCUUAAUUUUAGUAUUGAAUAUUAAUCAAUACCGUUCAACUCAGUUUUUGUUAGUUUUUCUCUCAAAUUUAUCAUGCUUUUGAAAUUUUGCUGAUUGAAUUUGUCAUGAGAUUGGUGGUGUGCAAUUCUAAUUUGGGUAUUAUCCAUACAUGGGGCCAGUUUUGAACCUUUGAAAGUUUGCUCAUGCAAACUUGAAUUAUUUUUUUCCUGAAAGCUGUUAAAAUGUUCUCAUUAAGGCCUUGCCUCAAAAGUCUCCUAUUUGGGUUGUUAUGUUUACCUUUUGAACAGAUGAGCAUUAGCAUUGUGAUAAUAAUCUUUUAUUCGUGGACAUCCAUGUGAUUGAUCCGUUCCAUCUUAAUUUUAACCUUAUAUCUUUGUUUCUCUUAAAUUUUGGCCAAAUUGGACAAGGUUAUCAUCAACUAGGCCUUCAGCUGGCCACAUAGUUGUAUUUUAUUAUUGAUUAUAUCCAUAUAUAUAUAUAUGUAAGAGUAAAUGUUUUAAAUAUUCAUGGGGAAAAUGGGACAUAGCAAAGAAUUUAUACAUGUAAAUUUCAUUUUAAAUUUUAUACUUGUGAUUGCGAUACAUGCAUGUGGCCGCAACAUGAAAGAAAGAUAUAUUUAUGAUAUUUUCAUAAGCACCUCUCAUUUGACUGAUUUGUCUUUGCAUGACUUCCUAAUUACUUGUACGUACAUUGUGUUUUGGAAAGUGACCUACUGUCUUUGCUUUCAAUAUUUGACAGAAUCCCAGUCAAUCAUAACUUCUUCAAAGUAUUACCCUUCAUGCUGUCAAAAAAAUCUCAUUCAAACCUAUCAAACUGUUUUACUUAAUCAGUGUGUACGCUCUUUCUUCCAUUUAAAUGCUUGUGUUUUGCUUCAUUGCAUAAUUAUCCUCAGGAAAAGCUCUCAUAGUUUUUUAUGGAAUUGUUACACUAUUUUUGCUUGGCAGAGUGCAGUACAGACAUUUAUCAAUUAAUUUGAGUGCAUUGUAAUAUGAUCUUGUCAGUCAUUGAUGUUCCAUGGAUUUCUACACCACGUUAAUCAUUCAGUUGGUGAAUAUUGAAGUCUGUGUCCAUUCCUUACCCACAAAUGUAAUUAGUUAGCAACAAAGUAGUAUUAUGUUAUGUUAUAAUAUUGUUACUUCAAAAUGUUUUGUUGUUAUAUUGUGUGUUUUAAUUAAAAGCACUUUCCUAUGAAAUGAUUUCAUAAAUAUUCCAAGUGCCUUAUAAAUUUGUAGGAGUCAUUAUUAUUGUUUAUUUAAAUUUGUGUUUCAUAGAGGAGGAAUAUUAUACUUCUGAGAUCUCCAAGCACCCAUUUUUCAGCCAUUUUGAUGGUAUUACUGUAGUAUCAUAUGGCUGUAUAUUGAACGGAAUUGUGUGUGAUUGUUGAUUAAGAUUUGAUGUACAGUAGGUGUGAUUUGCACAUGCACGUUGACAUUUGUAUUGCAGCAUGUAUCUUGAAAACCAAAGGAAGAUGACGGAACCUUAUUGUUAGUGAAACUUACCAAGUUUAAAUGUUGGAUUUGCAAAGAGUGUUUCAUAACAUUUAUGAUAUGCCAGUGAAUGUUUCUCCUUUUUGUGAUUUCACGGUUUUUUGUGUGCUGAAUUACUUGUUUGUUAUGCAGCAACAACGUGAAUGUGUGUGGUUUGUUGAGAUUCCUUGCUGUGUUUCACUUGUCAGUAUCAUUUAAAAAAUAUCUUAUGUAAAAACACAGUAAGGAAAUUGAAUCGGAUGUUGCUAGGAAUGAUUUCACAGGCACUGCACUGCAUGUUGUUUGUCAGGAUUUCAUAUGUGUGGUUAUGCUUGUUUUCUAGCUAUAUGAAUGGUAUUCGCACCAGCCGUUUCUUUCUUUCUUUCUCUUUUUUUUGUGAAUCAAUGAUACCAGUCAUUUUGUGCAGUCUCUCACAAUCAGUUCUUUAUGAGAUGGUUGAAGUGUAUUUAUUUCCACAAGUUGUAACAAUGUGUAUUUUAUUUUCAAAGAUAAUAUAUAUGUUUAUUAAAAAUA